Messenger RNA from Lizanozyma spartinae, 2556 nucleotides. RefSeq names its product hap1 transcriptional regulatory prottein. The transcript has a single exon. NCBI's taxonomy places the organism in Eukaryota, Fungi, Ascomycota, Pichiomycetes, Serinales, Debaryomycetaceae. Bases 1 to 2556 code for a protein of 851 amino acids. Gene Ontology annotation, molecular function: zinc ion binding; RNA polymerase II cis-regulatory region sequence-specific DNA binding; DNA-binding transcription activator activity, RNA polymerase II-specific. Gene Ontology annotation, biological process: DNA-templated transcription; regulation of transcription by RNA polymerase II. The record is from RefSeq and is a predicted model, not a curated record. Gene Ontology annotation, cellular component: nucleus.
AUGCCAUGCAAGGGUCAAAUAGUCUUCUCGGUGAACCCAAGACCGUGGAAACGUGCAAGAACAAGAAUCCCUACUUCCUGUGGGCCAUGUCGAAGACGGAAGUCAAGAUGCGACAAAGGUAAACCAUGUGGCGCAUGUCUGAAAAGCAAGACUGCCAAGUUUUGUAAUUACGAAGAAGAUUAUGAACAACGGAAUGGGAAUGUUGAUUCUUUAGGAAGACCGCAUGGUUUAUCAAUUGGUUCUGAAAGUACGAUAUCCUCAGCUACUGAGUUCCAAUUCUCCCCCCCAGGUAUUACGUUCAAUGAUAUUAAGAAGGCGGGUGGUGGCGACCAACAAGGCGAUGAUAACUUCAGCAAUUUUGUUAAUAGAGUUCCUUCCUUACUGAAGGUCGACGGCAACAACAAUACUCGUGAUAAUAUUGUGGAUCAAGCAACUACAAACAUGUCUGCUCUUUCACUGAUAGCCAUCCAAGCCGAGGAUCAUCAACGGGAAGUUGCUACUCUUCGAGCUCAAAUAGAGUCAUUAAAACAGACCGUACAGCUUCAAAAGCAAAGCUUAGCUGAGCUAUCACAACAGAAACAACAACAAUGUAAAUGUCAUAAGCGGAAGGUACGGGAGUUCUCCGGGUACAUGGUUAAAGAUUCCAAACUUACAUUCUAUGGACCAACAUCUUAUAUGUCACUUAUUAUGGAUGACAAAUACACCUGUGACAUCUUAGCAGAAUAUCUGAAAAGACAACUGGAAUCUUACGAAGAGUUUUCAGAAGUACAACUGACAGAGCAUUGUGAUGUGACGAGUAGUAAUCAAGCCACUAACAAAAACAGUAAUGCUGAUGUCACAGCUUCCGUAACAAAUGAUUUGCCGUCGCUUUCCAUAGUAAAGGUGUUAGUUGAACGAUUCUUCAAAUAUUGUUACCCCUUUGCUCCCUUUAUAGAAAAGAGGGCCUUCAUGAAAGAGUUAGACUUGGCUAUUAAAGAUAACGGAGAACACGCAAAACUUUCCUUUGAAUCUAAAAGGUACAAUGCCAUUGCUAUAUUAUUGGUGAUGCUAAGAUUUGCUUAUUUAACCAUCCCUUUCAAGGAGUACUCCAAGGGUAACUUAUCCAAACAAGACAAUAAACUAGUGGAAUUAUUCAAAGAUUCCAACCUUACCAUAUCACCAACGUAUGUUGAUGUGGCCUAUCGGUUAAUUAUGUCAUCAUUGACUGGCCUAAGGAGGGUCAAUCUUCCAUUCAUUCAAGGGUUACUAUUGAUCCGGAUCUACAAAAUGUAUUGUCCUGAAGAUGACGACAACAUGCAAGACACGGGGUUAUUACAAAGUUUGAUAGUUCAACUGUGUCGACAACGAGGAAUCAAUAAAGACCCCUCUGGAUGUCCCGAGAAUAUCAUAGAUGCUAACAAGGCUUAUAUAUGGCAGAAACUUUGGACAAUGGUGAAAUUCACUGAUGCUACGUAUGCCUUUAAUUCUGGAGGAAUGACAUUAACAGGGAUUGAAGGCGAGAGCGACGAUGAACUUGAAAAGGGAGAUUUAUUUGAUAGAAUGGGUUAUGAUUUAUCUAGUGUUAUUGAUAAGCCAUUUAUUACUCGAAAACUUUGUUUAAUUGGUAGAAUAACCAAACUAAUAAGACGGGUAACUUCAGAAAUGUAUUUGAAACAAUUCGUUUGUGUUAAGGAGUUAGUGGGAACUUUGGAUGAAUUGAAAACCAUUUUAGACAAUGAUUUAAGAUCAUUUGAACAAUUGUAUAACAAUGUCUCUUAUUCAAUGUACCAAGGGUCUGUUGCAGAAAGAGUUGAAGAAUUUUUAAUUAGAUGUGAUGUUACGGUUGAAGUUUUCCAUUUGAAUAUGGUAGUUUUCCAAAUUUUAGAUCAUGAUCAGAAACAAGAAUUACUGGGGAUUUAUAAUAAAAAUACCAUUUUAGGUUCGGCAUUAGAGAAUUUCUUAACAUUAAUGAAGAUCUCAGAUAAACAUGCCUCUAUUCAAACACAAAUGUUUGGAGCAGAAUAUGUUUCUGUAAUGAUGUCCAGAGUCUAUAAGGCAUUGCAAAAAAUGGCUGGUCCCACAUGUACCAUAAUCAUAAGAGCACUGGAAGGAGUUAUUUCAAUCAAUGAAUUGGCCACUUAUUUCAGAAGUGCAGAUCUGGCAGGAUUAGCAUCUUGGGUAGGGUUAAAUUGGCAAGAUGAUUCAACAUCCUUGUUUAAUUUAUUUCAAAGAGUUUGUCAACUUUCUUCUCGAAGUCAAACAUUCUCCAAAAUCUGCUUAGGUGCUCAUAGAGUCCAUGCUAUCUUACGGAGUUGUGUUCCUUAUAUUAAAAGACGUUAUCCAUUCCUUCAAGAAGAUUCACUUUCAGAUACAAAGACUUUACCAUCAAAUGGACUGGUGGAAAAUGACGAUAUGCAAUGUACAUUUGGAAUGGAAUUUACUGAUGUUGAUGAACUUUGGAAUAAAAGACCAAUAUGGGAUACUUCAAUUGAUUUUGAUUACUUAUUUUCUCACUUAAACGAUUCCGGUUAUGAUCCCAUGGCAUUAGAAAGCAUCUUUUAUCAACCAGUUCAAUGA